Messenger RNA from Rubroshorea leprosula, 1191 nucleotides. Lineage: Eukaryota; Viridiplantae; Streptophyta; Magnoliopsida; Malvales; Dipterocarpaceae. The record is from the annotation of a GenBank genome assembly.
AAUUAUUAAGUCUGUUUUUUGGCAAACUUGUUUCUGGGAUUUAUUCUGUUCUGACAUGACCUGUUGAAUUCCACCAAGCUUUUCGUCCCGUCAGGAGUUUCUUCCAGCGCACGAAUCAAAUCCAGUGCGAAUUCAGUCCAAUUCUCAUUCUCCAGAAUCGGAUGACCAAACUAGCUAAAGAAAAGGGAGAGGUUCGUCGGAGAGCCGCUGUACAUCGUCUGUGAGGUGGAAUGAAAAUAAUGCCACGUAAUUAAUUUGUUGAGUUGUUUUUUCCAGGUAAGCUUAUAAAAAUUAAAAAUGGUAAUUGUUGGACACUUAAACGUGCCAGGUAUGCAAUCUAUCAACGGAAGGACCAUUUGGGUUGUAGGAAAAUAAAGUUAAAGGACCACUUGAGUGCUUUCUGAAGUUUAAGGAUGAAUUAAGUUCUAUAAUGAAAGUUUAAGGACCAAAUUGGGUAUUAAACCUUUCUAGAAGGUUAAAUGCUAAUUUUGGUCCAUUAACUUUAUGAAGUUGCACUUUUUUGGUCCCUCAAUAAUUUUUUGCACUUUUUUUAUCCCUCAACUCUAAGAAAUGCAUCAAACCAUAUUCAUGAAAGAACAAAAGCAGUAACAGAUGGGCAAAGAAGCAAUUCUUAGUGGUGAUGUGGGAUCCAUUUGGACGGAUUUGGCGCAUUUUGGCCACGAACUGUUUCUUAAAGGAAGAGAAGCCAAGAUUGAUUUGGGUAUGGAACCCAAUAGAUCUAGGGUUCCAUUAAACCGAGCUGCUGGGUUCAAUGGAACCCAGAUCAACUAGGUCUAUCGAACCCAAAAGUUAGAGGGCUUUAGGUUAGAAAUGGAGGAAGGGGGUUCUUUUGGUUGAGUCUGGUGUUGAUGGUGGAGAAAAGGAGGGAUUUUUUUGGAAGGAGUCUGUUUUUUUGUAAAGAGAUUGUCAAGGUUGCACAAGGGAUUUCAUUUCUGGAGUGGUUAUCGUUAGGUAUACCUCUUGAUAGAGAAUUUUUGUUAGGAAAAUGGUGAAGGAGAUGGUGGAAGCUUGAUCUCGUGGGUGGAAUUCCUUCCUUCAGAUCCAGAUCUGUUUUUCUUUCAAAAAUUCAUCGUGUUUGUUUUUAUUUUUUUGUGGGUGUUUGUUCUUUUUAGAUCUGAUAUUAAGAUUGUAUGUGUUUUGUUGGAAAAUGAAUGAAAAAAAAAAUUGUUC